Messenger RNA from Mus pahari (shrew mouse), 1647 nucleotides. RefSeq names its product cytokine dependent hematopoietic cell linker (gene Clnk). The coding region runs from base 252 to 1598 and encodes 448 amino acids. Lineage: Eukaryota; Metazoa; Chordata; Mammalia; Rodentia; Muridae. The transcript has 21 exons. The record is from RefSeq and is a predicted model, not a curated record. Gene Ontology annotation, biological process: cell surface receptor protein tyrosine kinase signaling pathway; intracellular signal transduction.
GAGGCCAGACUGCCCAGGUCUGUGGCUGCGUUUCUCGGAAAACCAAAACUAACAGGCACAUACAAGGCGGUCUCUGCUGAAGGACUUUGCCGAGGGGAGAGAACAUGUCGACCCUAUCUUACAGAGUGCUCCAGGAUGCGACCGUGGACCCCCUUUCCAGGAGCUAGCCGUCUCAACACGGAGCCCUUGACUAAAGGAAGGCUGAGCAGGCUGAGUUGAAGAUCCCUCUCCUUUGCCAGGUGUCAAGGACCAUGACCAGCCAGGGCAAUAAAAGGACAACGAAAGAAGGAUUCGGUGAUCUGAGAUUCCAGAACGUCUCUCUGCUGAAAAAUAGGUCAUGGCCAAGCCUCAGCAGUGCCAGAGGGCAGUGUCGGGAGGUUCUGGAACCACUUCAGGAUCACAGAAGGAACUUGGCUGGGGUCCCAGGUGGAGAAAAAUGCAACAGUAACAACGACUACGACUACGAAGAUCCUGAGAUCCAGCUGCUGAAGGCAUGGCCGUCAAUGAAAAUUUUACCAGCCAGACCUAUCCAGGAAUCAGAAUAUGCAGAUACACGCUAUUUCAAGGAUAUGAUGGAGGCUCCCCUUCUGUUACCUCCCAAGGCUUCUGUCUCCACUGAGAGACAAACCAGGGAUGUGAGGAUGACACAGCCGGAAAAAGUGGACAAGCCUACCUCCAGGGAUGCCAGAAGCCAAUGCUUUAAAGGACUCAAAUACACAAAAGUGAACAAGACUCCUUUGCCACCUCCUCGGCCUACUAUCACUCUCCCCAAGAAGUACCAACCCUUACCCCCAGCACCACCAGAGGAGAGCAGUGCAUACUUCCCUCCAAAACCUACCUUUCCAGAAGUCCAGAGGGGGGCCAGGCAGAGGAGUGCAAAAGACUUCAGUAAGGUCCUUGGAGCAGAAGAAGAAUCUCAUCACCAGACAAAGCCAGAAUCUUCUUGCCCAUCAUCAAGCCAAAACACACAGAAGAGUCCACCUGCCAUUGCCAGCUCUUCCUACAUGCCAGGAAAGCGCAGUAUGCAAGCCAGAGACCAUACAGGUAGCAGGCGGCACUGGGCUGCUCAGAGAUGCCAAGCUGCAGCCAGCCACAGCCCUCGUUUGCUGCCCUAUGAAAACACAAACUCGGAGAAAGCUCGGCCCACGAAGCCUGAUGAGAAGGAUGUCUGGCAGAAUGAAUGGUACAUUGGAGAAUACAGUCGCCAGGCAGUGGAAGAGGUGUUAAUGAAAGAGAACAAGGAUGGUACUUUUUUGGUCCGAGACUGCUCUACGAAAUCCAAGGCAGAACCAUAUGUGUUGGUGGUGUUUUAUGGGAACAAGGUCUACAAUGUGAAAAUCCGUUUCCUCGAGAGCAAUCAGCAGUUUGCCCUGGGCACAGGACUCCGAGGAAAUGAGAUGUUUGAUUCUGUGGAAGACAUCAUUGAACACUACACGUACUUUCCCAUUCUGCUAAUAGAUGGGAAAGACAAGGCUGCACGCAGGGAACAGUGCUACCUCACCCAGCCACUGCCUCUAGCCAGGUUCCUUCUCACUCAGUACUCCAGCCAGGCACUCCACGCGGAAGAGGAGCAGUGUGGGGAACAAGAGCCCUGGUGAAUACCAGCUUGAAGGCAGACAGCAGAAAUAUGUGGACUGUGAUGUGAAG